CAUCCACAGCCUUUAUCUGCCUCUAUCCCCUUAUACAACCCCAUGUGCAUCCACAUCCUCUAUUCCCUUAUACACUCCCCUGUGCAUCCACAUCCUCUAUCUAACCUCCCCUUGUACACCUCGCUGUACAUCCACCCCCUCUACCUGACAUCUGCCUCUAUCUAACCUUCCUGUACACUUCCAGGCAUCUGUGUCCAGUGAUAUCUCUUCUGUAGGAGUUCCCUGCUGUUAAACAUUUAUCUGGGCUCUUAGGGCAGAGUUCAGAGGGAGAUUCCUCAUCAUGCGUGCACCCAGGGUGAGAUCCGUGUAAGAAGUGACUUGAUGGAACAGGUGAAAUCUUUAUAACAGUCCAGGUGUGUGGCAUUGCAGGCUAUUGAUGUGUAAUGACAAGUCACUUCCAGCAGAUGGCGCUACAGGAGAUAGACCCAGACCUCCUAUCACUGGAUGACUUCAUCCCCCCUCACCUACAGAAGAAGCAGAUUCAGGGAUCUUCAAAGGACCAUAAUGGUCACACGGCGAUUCCUGCUGAUAAUGGUGCGGUCUUCAAGGCCACAAUGGUAUUUACUUCUGAAGAUACAUUGGAGAGCACAAGCCCACGCGUAGAGAGACGCUGGAUCCGCUAUGACGGCAUUGGGCCCACAGAUGACGACGGGAUGCCCUUUGCUUCCAGAUCUAGUGUGGACAAACCAAGGCAAUGGUACAAGAACAUGUUCAGGGUUCUGCACCAGAUGUCAGAUUCUGAGGGCAGUGACAGUGAAGAGGGUUCCAAACUGGCUGAUCAGCAUACACAAUCUCUCGAUGGAACAUACAAGUCCAGGUUUAUAAAGGAUCUGAGAAAUGAUCAACCAAAGUUGGGGGAGCAAUCCAGAACAAGCAGUCAGGAAUCAAGCAGUCUGCGGAUUACGGUAAAGUCCACCAUCAGAGAGUCACCAAGCAAAUCUAUCACCACGUCCAAUACUCAAUCAUCUCCAGAUUCAUCUUCCAUCAAGACACGAGCAACUACUCUGCCACGUCAGUCACCUCGCCAGCCAGCAGAGGCCCAGCUAUCUCCACGCUUCUCUUCUGGAGGGUCACAGUUUACAAUAAGCUCAGACAAUACACACGCACCGAAAUCUUCCACUGUGCAGCCUCCCCGAGCACUAAGCCACCACAGUCAGACGUAUCAUGAGAAACAAAAACCAACUCCACUUAAUUUGCUCCCCGAUCGCUCCUUUCGCAGUUCCCAAGUGUCAGACUCAACUCCUGUUGCCAGUAAGGAUACAUCAUCGACACAAUUCACCAGUAACCAGGAUAAAUACUCUUCCCUGAGAUCCACAACGUCUACAAAGAGUCCUUCAUACAAUAUCUCCAGGGAGCCGACAAGAAGAUCCACUUCCAAGAUCUUGGAGCAGCUGGAGACCGACCUGCGUCAGUUCACAGAUGAACUGGACAAAGAUCUGCAGGCCUGUGAGCAGCGCAGUGAAACUACUCAGGAUCAGUGUGAGGAAAUUCUAAUCCAGAGGUCUUCGGUCCCAUCAGCAGGUGGCAGCCCCGAGCCAACCACCAAUAGACAGCAAAUAAGUGAGAAUACUCAGGCUCUCUCACCUAUUUCUAAAGCUGUGGUAAAGUUUGACUUUGUGGCAGAGUCAGAAAAAGAACUGUCACUGAAGCGUGGAACCACUGUCAACAUCCUGAAGAAAGUGGACAAAAACUGGCUUCUUGGAGAACAAGAUGGGCGGAGAGGACGCUUCCCUGAGAACUAUGCCAGGAUUCUAUCCCCCGGUCAGGCAGAAGCAGCCGACACACCCCAGCUCUCAGCAAUCGCUCUGUAUAACUUCAAGGCUGACUCUGCUGCAGAGCUACCGCUACGUAAAGGCCAGCGUGUCGCUAUAACUAAGAGGGUUGAUGGCAGAUGGUUUGAAGGGCGAAUUGAAGGCUCUGAGCGUCUUGGUCUGUUUCCUGCAAGCUAUGUGCAGGUCCAUGACGGGCACCUCCAGGAGAAGAAGAUCCCCAAACUUAGAAGAGAAUCACACACUAAUUCUGUAGAGCAGGUCUCUGCUGAUGUAUCACUCAGAGAACAGCCCUGUAUGGUGAAAGCUCCUGCAUCCAGUGGUCUGAGGCAGAUGCCUGGGACCCUGUACCGAGCAGUGUUCAAUUUCUCCCCAAAUAACCCAGAUGAGCUGCAGCUGGCUAAAGGGGACAUAGUGACGGUGACACAGCGUUGUGAUGAUGGCUGGCACGUAGGUGUCUGCUGGAGGACUCAAAAAUUUGGAACCUUCCCUGGAAAUUUUGUUGCCCCGUGUGUGGCUUCGGAGAUUUCUCCCAAUUGAACAACUAUUUACUAAUCCACGACGGGACUGAGCAUGCCCACCAGAAAUAAUUACUUGUGCAAUGAAAAUGAAUGGUGUGACCAUCACUGUAGACAGAUUACAGUACAAUAAAGUUCAUUCUAUAGUUUG
This is a messenger RNA of Pseudophryne corroboree (corroboree frog), 2438 nucleotides long. RefSeq names its product sorbin and SH3 domain containing 3 (gene SORBS3). Gene Ontology annotation, molecular function: protein binding. The transcript is spliced from 16 exons. NCBI's taxonomy places the organism in Eukaryota, Metazoa, Chordata, Amphibia, Anura, Myobatrachidae. Gene Ontology annotation, cellular component: cytoplasm. Bases 384 to 2309 code for a protein of 641 amino acids. The record is from RefSeq and is a predicted model, not a curated record.